Periophthalmus magnuspinnatus is the source of this 2135-nucleotide messenger RNA. RefSeq names its product primase and polymerase (DNA-directed) (gene primpol). Gene Ontology annotation, cellular component: mitochondrial matrix; nucleus. The record is from RefSeq and is a predicted model, not a curated record. The transcript is spliced from 14 exons. Bases 344 to 1906 code for a protein of 520 amino acids. Gene Ontology annotation, molecular function: DNA-directed DNA polymerase activity; chromatin binding. Lineage: Eukaryota; Metazoa; Chordata; Actinopteri; Gobiiformes; Gobiidae. Gene Ontology annotation, biological process: replication fork processing; error-prone translesion synthesis; response to UV.
AUUUCAUAAUACCACGUAUCACGUGAUAUUGAUUUUAUUUAAGUACAAGUUUGGCAGCUCUACGCUGCCGUAGCUCACAGACUAAUAAAAGAAGGUCAUUGAGAGAAACAAAAUAUACUUUUAGAAAACGGACCAUUAUAGUAAAACUAAAGUAAUUCCAGAGAGAUAGUGUACUGGGAAUCAGCAGCACUUUCAGUAGCUCCAUAAGCCCCCAUUCAGCUCAGAUCAACAGGAAACACGCGCGCUUCAACUUCCUGUUUCAGGAGCAGCGCUAAAAAGAAAAACAGAUGACCGUCUGUGCGCCUUUAUUCAUACGCUGUGACGUCUUACUUACUGCCUCACCAUGAGGAAGUGGGAGGAUCGCCUGAAAAAGGUGGAGGAGCUCGCCCAGAGUUUUGAGAGAAAUCCACUGACCACAGGCUACAAGCCGCGUCUAUGGCCCUGUCAGCCUGCAUCUGUGUGGAAGCUCUUCCCCCGCCAGAGCAUGGCCAUCCACUUUGCAAAGACCUGCAAAGAGGCGGUACAUGUUUUUGCUUUGGAGAAAGAGAACUCGCUUGGGCAGAGGAUGUUCCUGGUUACCAGUUACAGUGAGCUGUGGCAUUACUACAGGACUUACCCACAGUCACUGAUGCACUGCUAUGAAGUGAUACCAGAGGGAGCGGUUUGUAAGCUCUAUUUUGACCUAGAGUUUCACAAGCCUUCAAACAUCAGGGCCGAUGGCCAACGUAUGGUGUCUUUACUUAUUCAGUAUGUGUGUGCGAAGCUGAAGGGGACAUAUGGGAUUGAUUGCUCUGUGCAUAAUGUUCUUAAUCUGGAUUCAAGCACAGAUGACAAAUUCAGUCGACAUCUUAUCUUUAACCUCCCAAACGCAGCCUUCAAAGACAACAUCCAUGUUGGCAGAUUUGUUCAUAAAAUCUUGGAACCUAUAUCUUCAUUGCCAAAAAACAGCUUACAUGAAAAGGAUCCAAUAAUGAUUGCUGAUAAAAUAUCUGAUGAACCAAAGACUAAAAAACACAAAUCUGAAGGCAAAGACCUCAGCUUCCUUCUCGUUAAAAAACAGGAUGGGGAGGCUUGCCUUUUUGUUGAUCUUGGUGUUUACACAAAGAACAGAAAUUUUCGCCUUUACAAGUCGUCAAAGGUGGGUAAAAAUGCUGCUUUUAUUCUGGCAGAUGACAAUAAGUUCUCACCAAAACAUGAGAAGGGUGUUUCUGUGGAACAGGGAAUAUUCCUGGCUUCAUUAAUCUGCAAUAUGAGUUUUACAGGCCAAAAGAUUCUUACCUUCUCAGAAGAAACUGAGGCCAAUAAAACAGGAAGGAUACAGCAGGCACCAGGUUUUAGGAAAGCAUCUCCACUUUCUGGCUGCGUGUCAUCGCCUCAUCAAGAGCUGGACCAAUUUGUUUUAUCUUUGGUUCAAAAAGACGGGAUCCAAGGAUGUAUCAGACGAUGGCACUAUUUUGCUGCUGACCAGUUGCUUGUUUAUGACAUUGCCAACUUCCGUUGGUGUGAAAAUGUGGCCAGAUUUCACAAAAGCAACAACAUCUUGAUUAUUGUGGAUCUCAGAGAGGAAGUGUGGUAUCAGAAAUGCCAUGAUCCUGACUGCAAGAACUUCAGAUCUUCAAGUUACCCACUGCCACAGGACAUAUGCAUAAGUUAUCUCAUUGAACUGGAUGAGGAAGACCAGUUGUACCUGAUGGAUGACAGUGGCAAUAUUGAACUGAGCCAGGGACCAACUAAACAGCCACCGUUGCCCCAGACAGCUACAGAGCUGCCGGAGAAGACCUCUGCAGACAGCUGGGACAAUAUACAGGAUGACCAGGACUUUCUGGAGAGUCUAGAUGCCUUUGAACAAAACCAGGAGCUUCCAGAUGAGCUACUUUUGAAAUGUAUGGAUGAGUAUGACUCCUAAUAAAGGGGGAGUAUUAUCCAAAAACGAAUGCACAAAUUUGACAGUAUAUUGUUUUUAAGUGUUGUAUAAUGUAAUAUUUGUGUACAGAAGACUUUGAUGAAGAAUGUACAGUUUAAAAAUGUAAUUAGAAUUGUGUUAUAUCUAUAUUUUUGAAUUUGCCUGAAUAUUAUACAAUGUGUUUGUAUCUUAUCUAUAAAACAACCAUCCACCGUGGUAACAUCAUUUGGUG